Messenger RNA from Vigna unguiculata (cowpea), 1245 nucleotides. RefSeq lists its product as uncharacterized. Lineage: Eukaryota; Viridiplantae; Streptophyta; Magnoliopsida; Fabales; Fabaceae. The record is from RefSeq and is a predicted model, not a curated record.
CUUUACUCUCCCACUACCGCUCCUCCCUCCAUUGUCAAAUACAACCACCUUCAAUUACCUUCUAUCAUUCAUAUUUCCUACUCACCACUCCUUUCAAUGGACACUUCCGACCAACAAUCCACAAAACAGCUAAGAGAACACCUCCAACACCACCAAGAGCCUUUUUCGUUGCAGAGCUACCUCAUCGAGAGAAGUUACAUGUUCAAGAACUUCAGCAGCUCUGAGAGUACCAACAUUCACCACCUUUAUUCAGCCAAGAAUCUGAAAUGGUCCAUCAAGUAUGAUUUACACAAGAUAAGGAAACGGCUACUGCAUGCUACAGGGAUACUAAGAUCACUACUACACAACUUCAUCCCCACAGAAGACAACCAGGAGUUCUCAAACUGGAAAGAAGAGGACAACAGUGAUCUGUAUUAUGUGCAUGAAUAUUUAACAGCACACACUCAGGCAACUCAACAAACAAGUUCACUGAAAACAUUGGCCAUGUCUCAUCAUUUUACAAACAAUGAUGCUCCUCCCCACAAGGUUUUGCCCGCGAAUAUGUUUCAGACAUUCACACUCCCCCAAUUAAAAAGAUCAGAGGUUGACGCAGGAACCAAACCAUAUUGGAUGAGCUCAAAGGAGAAUAGUAGAGGACCAAAAUGGAAAGCACCGUUACCCAAUGCAGUGUGUCACUUAAAAAGUUCAGAGGAGCAGGUAACAGCUGUUGCAACUUUGUCUCAGAAACUUGUUAGAGACUAUGUAAGAAAGCUAGCGGCGAGCUCAAAUAUUUUGAAAUUGAGACGUGCAAAAAAAGACAAACUACAGGAUAUGGUCGAGACGGCUUCUUUGUGCGGAAGAAACAGAAGGAGCCUGGAAAAGAGGGAGCAGCUACGGUUUGACCAUGUAGAAAAAGACAAAGGGUUUCAUAAAAAUGAAGGUAAAAGUGUGUCAAGCAAAGCAGUUUCAGAAGCUGAGGGGUUGCAGAAUAUCAUACAUGAGCAUUUUAACGUGUUGGAGAAACAAUACAGAGAAGGCAAAAAGAUCAGGCACCUGCUGCAUGCAGAGUCCUGUGUGAUAUCAGAAGAGUGGAAAAGCUUCCAAAUCGUAAAUUUGGAGAUAUGCAUGGAGAUAGGAGAUUCAAUCACGGACGACAUUGUAAGCGAAAUAAUCGAUUUAUUUUAAGCAGGCCAUGCCCAUGUAACAUGUUCACUGGAACUGUACUUUGCUUGGUUUAGUUUUAGCAUCACUCUUGAAUCUACUUGC